AUGGCUGCCGCCGCUCCCUUGAUCACGUCGCUGGACCGGCGACUUGCGGCCGAGAGCUCGGUUCACUUCCAGUGGUACGAAGGAACCCUGGUUAUCCAAGCUCUCUGCGAGGCUAGCCUUCCGCACCCACCGCAUGCUACCGCAGGCUGGCAGCAACUCGUCGACGGUGAGCCGCAGCACAAUGCAAUUUGCAAUGAAGUUCACAUCCCUGGGCCCUUUCUUCGGGGACACGUGUUUGUGGCACGCCAGCUUGAGGUCAACAUCAUUGUCACAGCAGGUUCGGUGGAGACAGGACAGCACUGGGUGGCAGUGGUUGAGCGCCUGCUUGAGCGCCAAAAAGGUCCACGCAGGGUGAAACGCCUUGGUGCGGUGUGCCCGGAACACGAGUAUGCCCGGACCUAUGCGGUGGUCAUCCUGCCCUCCCGCUGGCCCUCGGGAAACUAG
Molecule: messenger RNA, 444 nt
Organism: Symbiodinium sp. CCMP2592
Lineage: Eukaryota; Dinophyceae; Suessiales; Symbiodiniaceae
Source: the annotation of a GenBank genome assembly